AUGACGGAAGAAGCAUUUGAUGCGGACCAAAAUAAGUCUGAUCUUCUUUCUUUCUCAGAGAGACAGGAGUGUUCUUUACAUCAUUGGAAAGCAAACUACUUUCUGACUAUCUAUCUAUCUAUCUAUCUAUCGAUCUAUCUAUCUAUCUAUCUAUCUAUCUGGUUUCUUCAUUAUCUAUCUAUCUGGUCUCUUCAUUAUCUAUCUAUCUAUCUAUCUAUCUAUCUAUCUAUCUAUCUAUCCAUCUUCAUCCAGUCUCUUCAUUAUCUAUCCAUCUAUCUAUCUAUCUCUAUCUAUCUAUCUAUCUAUCUAUCUAUCUGGUUUCUUCAUUAUCCAUCCAUUCAGUCUCUUUAUUAUCUAUCUAUCCAUCUAUCUAUCUAUCUAUCUAUCUAUCUAUCUAUCCAGUCGCUUCAUUAUCCUAUUAUCAUUCAUCUAUCUAUCUAUCUAUCUAUCUAUCUAUCUAUCUAUCUAUCCAGUCGCUUCAUUAUCUAUCUAUCUAUCUAUCUAUCUAUCUAUCUAUCUAUCUAUCUAUCUCGGUCUAUUGAUUAUACAUCAUUAUAUACCAAUCAAUCGUUACUCUCUCGUAUGGUUACAUCUUCAGCUUCAGCAAGUUUUUCCCCGCAGAAAUGUCACUAG
This is a messenger RNA of Acanthosepion pharaonis, 633 nucleotides long. The record is from the annotation of a GenBank genome assembly. NCBI's taxonomy places the organism in Eukaryota, Metazoa, Mollusca, Cephalopoda, Sepiida, Sepiidae.